This is a messenger RNA of Lolium rigidum, 947 nucleotides long. Its product is annotated as NAD(P)H-quinone oxidoreductase subunit S, chloroplastic-like. The record is from RefSeq and is a predicted model, not a curated record. Gene Ontology annotation, biological process: photosynthetic electron transport chain. The transcript has a single exon. Lineage: Eukaryota; Viridiplantae; Streptophyta; Magnoliopsida; Poales; Poaceae. Bases 13 to 720 code for a protein of 235 amino acids.
UCCCUCCCUCCAAUGGCGCCCGCGCCCACCACCCCCUCCUUCCUCCGCCCUCCGCCGGCGCUACCCCACCAUCGCGUCCGCCUCCCCGCGCCUCCUCCCUCCGCGUCCUUCCGCCUCGCCGAAAUCCUCGGCGGCCGCGGCCUCUGCAACGGCGAGGUCGGCAUCCGCAAGGAGCUCUCCUCGCCCAGCCCGCCUCCUCCGUCCACGCCCACGCCCAGAGAAUCAUCCUCGCCAGGCACCGCAGAUGAGCCGCCAGCCGUCGACCCGGACGCUUUCGAGAAGGAGAUGAUGGGCCUCACGGGCGGCUUCCCCGGCGGCGAGGUCGGGCUCAAGGACUUCGUGGCCAAGAACCCGCCUCCUCGUCCCCCCAAGAAAGCCCAGCCGGCCUCCCCCACGGCCGCGGUUCCGGCGGAGCGGCCGAGGGCGCCGGAGCUGCCGCUGUUCCUCCCGGGCAUGGUGGUGCUGGUCAAGAACCCCAUGAACGCCUACCACAUGUACUGCGGGAUCGUGCAGCGCGUCACCGACGGGAGGGUCGGCGUGCUCUUCGAGGGGGGCAACUGGGACAGGCUCAUCACCUUCGGCGUCGGCGAGCUCGAGGGCAGGGAGAAGGGCCCGCCCAUGGUGAACCCCAAGUCGGUGGUGCUCGAGGCGCUCGUCGGGGACGAUGAGGAGGAGGCCGAGAAGAAGAAGCAAGCGGAAGGCGCCGCCGCAAAGGCCUGAUGUACCAUGUGCUUCAGCUUCUUCUUGUUCUUGUAUCUAUGUGUAUGUAUGUGCAAGCCCUGUGUAUAUGUGUAUAUCUACUUGAGAUCUUGCAAAGUUGAGAGCGAGUCUGAACUCUGAUUCGCUAAACUGCACAUGUCACAUGGUAAUGAUGCUGGCAUGCUGCUUAUUGUACACUACACCGUUUUACUGUUGUUCCCGCUGGUCAUGCUACAUACUCCCUCUAA